Suillus paluster is the source of this 1890-nucleotide messenger RNA. Its product is annotated as YccV-like-domain-containing protein. Lineage: Eukaryota; Fungi; Basidiomycota; Agaricomycetes; Boletales; Suillaceae. Gene Ontology annotation, molecular function: DNA binding; protein binding. The record is from RefSeq and is a predicted model, not a curated record. Bases 49 to 1872 code for a protein of 607 amino acids. The transcript is spliced from 5 exons.
AGUGAACUUCCGGGACGUGUACAUACCUUAUCAUAGAGGUAUACCACGAUGACGACACGGGAACUUCCCUUCGACCUCUACGUACACAUUCUCGAGCAGUUGACACCCUUGGCAGAUUCUGACGAGAGCAUUACUGCGCUUGUUUCUUGCUUGAAGGCGAGCACUUCCUUUAGGGCAGCUGCAUCUGUUACAGGACUAUGGGAGCCACAUUACCGUGUCCGAUACACGAUAUGUGACCCUGCGAAAGAGCAAUCGAGGAAGCAGUCUACAGGCGGCGACUGGCGACUGAUGUAUCUCGAGAGGCGGCGCAUAGACCUCGAAACAUUGAACAUGUUGUCAAAGAUUGUCGCGGAACGGGGUGAUGGAAGACUGGAAAGAGCGCGAGAGGUCAAUACCAUGUUCUCGUUUGACGCAUGGAAUGCCCUGGAGAUUGCUGCAAGCCAUCCGCUUCCGGAGACAUUCCGCGAGCCAGGCGCUCCAGAGCGGAGACCUGUUCCCUCUCACGCAGUUCCCAUUCGCUUUUGGGCUCAAAUGCUUCUUGGUGCUAUUGCUAGAAGUCAUGCUGUUCGCACCUGGGGGACGCUUAUAUCUAAUGACACAGCCCAAACGUUGGAGCUUUCAUUCGCUUGUGUGUCCAGCUUUUUCGUAUACCCCCCCAUGAAGGUCUUGUCUCAGCUUGAGGAACUUGUGGCUCUCUGCAAAGCCUACUUUGUUGAACACAGGGUUCCCCUCGACCCGGCUGAAUUUACCAGUGACGCUGAAAAGCUCAGACUCGUCUGUUUGUCCAUCUGCGAUUUCUUGUGGAGCUGCGGUUUUGAGGCUGCGGAUGGACAGCAGUUUCACGUGUUGCAAAACCGGUUUCCUCACCUCUUCUUGACUACGCACAAGGCAACUAUUCCUAUAUCGCUUGUGUACGUUUUCGUGUGCAUUGCGCAAAAGAUAGGUGUUACAGCAGCACCUGUCGACUUCCCUACCAGAGUUCUGGCCAUCGUGUCCUCUCCCGACCCAGAUGUUUCAGAUAUCUUCAUCGACGUUUUUGGCUCACGAACACAGGCCAUUCUAACACUCCGUGACGAUAUUCCGCACUUCCUUCUUCAAGCAGGAAUCACUCCUACUUCGAUGCUUCGUUAUAUUACCCCUGCUUCCUCCGAGUCUAUGCUGGUUCGGGCGUCCCGUAAUGUUUUAGCAUCCUUCUCCAACUUCCCCGAAAAUCCAGUUUCCGAAGAUGUGCUGCACACAGCAUUCUAUGCCAGCCUCGUGGUCAAUGUCAUCUUUAUGAAUAACCACAGGUAUCUCUCGAAUAUAAUAAACCAUAUCAAUCGGUUCCUCCUCGAUCUAUUGCCAGUCCUUGUCGAUUCAUUGACCCCUCUUUUAAACUCGCGCCUCCAAGAGCAGCUCACGACGCAUUGCAAGGCUGUCAUAGAGGAGGAGAAGGAAGCGGCCGCCACUUCUCACCCUCGCUCUGCACUGACGCGAGAGGUGAAAUUCUUCGUUGGCAUGGUUUUCAAGCAUGCGGCCCACAGAUACGUUGGAUAUAUAUACGGUUGGGAUGCCUCCUGUGUAGCGACCGAGGACUGGGUCCGUGAGAUGGGUGUUGAUUCGCUCCCUCGAGGACGCCAUCAACCCUUUUAUCACGCCCUUACACAGAAUGGUUCUUCACGCUAUGUUGCAGAGGACAACAUUAGACCGACAUGUCUGGAAUCAGUUGAUGUACGCAGAAUUUUUGUAGAUGCACCAGAGGCAGGGAGGUACUUUGAGGACUUAACCCAAGUUGACGAGAGAGCAAGGUUUCUGUUGAGCCCAGAACUGAAUGCAGCGUAUCCUGACGACGAAGCCUUCGGUGACCAGUGGCUCAAACAAGGAGACCAAUAAUAUCGGGCAGUCAUUGAU